Molecule: messenger RNA, 672 nt
Organism: Nerophis lumbriciformis (worm pipefish)
Lineage: Eukaryota; Metazoa; Chordata; Actinopteri; Syngnathiformes; Syngnathidae
Biological process (GO): spermatogenesis
Source: RefSeq, a predicted model, not a curated record
GUGGACUGAAGGUGUCGCCGCCAACAUCCGUUACGCGCCGCCAUGAAUCCUUUGUGGAGAGUUUAUAAGAGUAAAGUCUUGAAGACUCUCAACCCUGAAUAUGUGGAGGAAACUGCUGAUGAGGUGUGUGAGAUGGAGGAAGACCUGAGUCCAGUCCAGGAGGACGAAGGCCAGAACGCAGUCUCUCAGCUGGCCCGCAAAAUGCAAGGGGCGGGGGUCAGAAGCUGGAACAAAAUGUCAGCUCUUUUCUACAAAGACGACCAGCAUCAACUUCUCCGGGAGACCGAAAGUCCUCCUGUGCCUGACCAUCCACUUGCAGCGAGGCCAGAGGAGCUUCCUCCGCCCACAAAGCGUUCUGGCUUCUGGGACGGCUUCGCCGCCAACUGGGCCGCCAAGAAGCAGGCGGAGGCCGCCCAGAAGAUGCCAGAAGAGGAGGAGGAGGUGAUGGAAGACGCUGCUGAGACACCAGCCGGACCGUCUGAGGACCAAGCGGCGUCGCAGGAGCGGCGUGACGGCGAGAUGAACGAGGGCAGUGAAGGCAACAACUCCUUCUCCAAAUAUGUGUCUUUGGGAGGAGGAAGAGGAGAGGACGCCGCCUUCAGGUGGAACUUUGUCUCCAGCAAACUGGCCGAGAUGAGAAGUAAGAGCGUCGCCAAGAGCAACUCACACUAA